AUAGGUCUCUCAAUUAGUGAUAGAAGUGAGUCAUCUAAUAAGUUAGCAAAAAUGAUCAGUGGGAUAAAAGUCGCAAACCUCAGGGAUGUUUACAAAAAUUGCGAAAGUGGCGUGGACAGGUCACGAAACAUAGCGUCAUGAUGUUCGUACUAGACUAUCAAAUUGUGUAAACAAUUCAUUAAAACUAAACAAAUGUAAGAAGCAAGUGUUUUUUUUAAUAAAAUAUCGGCUAUAAUCUUCAAGGGUUUUGAAAGGAUUUCCUGUUUGAGUCAAACGUAUCAAAAUGUUAAUAAAACGUAUUGAAUCAAAUCGUCGGGCGAUAACCAAGGAUAUUAUUAUUAUUAGAGCUUAUUAUAUUGCAACUUUUCACUAUAAAUUACGAUCAUUUUGUCAAAACAUUCAUUGCUCAUAAUGGAGAUAAGUUCACAUUGCCUUUCUCUUUGCUUCUUCGCCCCACAAACAAAGGAGAACAUGGUUUUUAUCCCGUAAAUAGUCAAACAGAAUCUAUCACUAGGGUAAAGUGCCGUAAGCUAAAGUUUUUUAUCAACAUCAACAUUUUUAGGGCUUUAUGCAGAGAAUCGAGGAGGAGAAUCCGUAGAAAGGAUGGGUAUGUAGCUUUGCCUUAAUCGCUUUACAGAGUAAAUAGAAAAAAAGCUAGAAAAAGCCAAGAAAACGGACACUAGUAAGCGUUUUAAUGGUGUAAUAUUGAAAAUGUGUUUCCUCGGGCGUCCGCAUCUUAAAAUGAGGGGGAAAAAUUUCUAAGGAUAUAAAAAUUGCAGGAUUUUCAUGCGAUGAAUAUCAUCAUCCUUCUCACACUUUUACAAUAUAAAAAGAGACUUUUUAUAUAAUAAUAUCUUUUUAUCUGACUGAUUUUAUAAUUAGGUGCUUCCUUGGUUGGGAAUACUCUGUAGAUGAUGAGAAAAAAUAUGCAGUGUAUGAUGGGGGAGGUGCUGCUUACUGGAUGUCUGUAAAGAUCUAG
Porites evermanni is the source of this 979-nucleotide messenger RNA. Lineage: Eukaryota; Metazoa; Cnidaria; Anthozoa; Scleractinia; Poritidae. The record is from the annotation of a GenBank genome assembly.